CAGAACUGGCCCGGCGAUGCUUAGAUUUACAAUUUUACUUAUUUUUGUAUUGGUUUUUAUAACAAUCUAACCGUUGUGCUUUAUGAAGAAAUACACAGUGUUAAAAGGUUAUAUCAGGAUAAUGUCAGAGCUUUGGCAACAAGGAUAAAGACGCGAUCAAACCCCGCAGCGGCUCAGACGUUGCGGUUGAGAAAAGAGGUCCGGUUGACUCGCUGCACAAAAGAACCACAGCCUGCAACCUUCAGCCAGAGCAGUGACGAGAGCAGUGUAUCAUCGCUUCUGUGGCUUGAUUCAUCUCCAGCACUGACUUCAUCGUCGAGAUGAAGUUAAAGGAGGAUAUGAACCCCCUGCUGCUGCAGGUGUUCCGCUCCGUGGUAUGGGUCUACUCUGUCAUCACCUUCAUACCCUGGUACUUCUUUUCCGGAGCUGGAACCAACCUGGAACGGGCUCGCAGGAUCAAGGCGCGCUCAGUUAGCAGACACCCAGCGGGGCCUUACAGGGCCGUCAACAGUCAAGAGAAGCUGGUGGCCUGGCUGCACCCCGGGGUGGACACCCUGGACAAAAUGUUUGAAUAUGCCGCAUGUCGGUUUGCAAAGAGAGACUGUCUGGGCACCAGGGAGGUGCUCAGUGAGGAGGAUGAGCUGCAGCCUAACGGCAAGGUUUUCAAGAAGGUUAUUCUUGGGAACUAUAACUGGCUGUCGUACGAGGAAGCCUACGAGGCAGCGAAGUGUUUCGGCAGCGGUCUGGCAGCGCUCGGCCAGAGGCCUCAGCGCAACAUCGCCAUCUUCUGCGAGACCAGAGCAGAGUGGAUCGUGGCAGCACAAGCCUGCUUCAUGUACAAUUUCCCACUUGUGACCCUGUAUGCCACUCUCGGACCCACGGCCAUUGCCCACGGCCUGAACGAGACAGAGAUCACACACAUCAUCACAAGCAAAGACCUGCUGCAGAGCCGUCUCAAGGCCAUACUGUGCGAUGUGCCGAGGCUGCAGUACAUCAUUGUAGUUGACAGUAAACCCACAAGCUGGCCAGACCUCCCCAGAGGCAUCAUGGUCUACAACAUGGACGCUGUGAGGGAGAUGGGAUCCAAGCCCGACAACAUCGCAGUAGACCGCAGACAGCCAGAGCCCUUCGACAUCGCAGUCAUCAUGUACACCAGCGGCUCCACGGGCAUCCCCAAGGGUGUCAUGAUCUCCCAUGGCAACAUCAUUGCUGGCAUCACUGGCAUGGCUGAGCGGAUCCCAAACCUCAAUGAAACAGACACCUAUAUUGGCUACCUGCCGCUGGCACACGUUUUAGAGCUCAGUGCUGAGCUGGUGUGCAUCUCUCACGGCUGCCGCAUCGGCUACUCCUCUCCUCAGACUCUAGCUGAUCAGUCUACAAAGAUAAAGAAGGGCAGUAAAGGUGAUACCAGUGUGCUGAAACCUACUCUCAUGGCUGCUGUACCAGAGAUCAUGGAUCGAAUCUACAAGAAUGUGAUGACCAAAGUGGAGGAGAUGAGCAGACUCCAGAAGACGCUCUUUGUGUUGGCCUACAAUUACAAGAUGGAGCAGAUCUCUAAGGGCUACAGCACACCCCUGUGUGACAGUCUGGUGUUCAAACGGGUGCGUGCGCUCUUGGGAGGAAACACACGAGUGCUGCUUUCUGGCGGAGCUCCGCUCUCAGCUGCCACACAGCGCUUCAUGAACAUCUGCCUGUGCUGCCCUGUGGGGCAGGGCUACGGCCUGACGGAGACCUGCGGAGCUGGCACCAUCAGCGAGAUUUGGGACUACAGCACAGGACGGGUUGGUGCUCCACUGGUUUGUUCAGAGAUCACGCUGAAGGACUGGGAGGAGGGUGGUUACUACAGCACAGACAAACCCAACCCACGCGGGGAGAUUUUGCUUGGCGGUCCCAAUGUGACGAUGGGUUACUACAAAAAUGAAAUAAAGAACCGUGAGGACUUUUUCGUGGAUGAGAACGGCCAGCGAUGGUUUUGCACAGGAGACAUCGGAGAGUUCGAACCAGAUGGAUGCCUUAAGAUCAUUGACCGUAAGAAGGACCUGGUGAAACUGCAGGCAGGCGAGUACGUCUCUCUAGGAAAAGUGGAGGCUGUUUUGAAAAACUGCCCACUCAUCGACAACAUCUGUGCCUAUGCCAACAGUGACCAAUCGUAUGUGAUCAGCUUCGUGGUGCCUAACCACAAGCAGCUAAUGGCGCUGGCCAAUCAGCUGCAGGUGAAGGGCACAUGGGAGGAGAUGUGCAACAACCUCCAGCUGGAGAAAGAGGUCCUCCGCAUCAUUACUGAGGCUGCUAUCUCAGCUAAAAUGGAACGGUUUGAGAUCCCCAAGAAGAUCCGUCUGAGCUCUGAGCCCUGGACACCAGAGACUGGGUUGGUCACUGACGCAUUCAAACUGAAACGCAAGGAGCUCAAAACACACUACCAGGAAGACAUUGAGAGGAUGUACGGCGGAAAAUAACACAUACACUCCAAACAACACAUAUAUACAUGCACACAUAAACAAGCUCAGAAGCCACUACCAGGAAUACUUGGAGAUACACUUCAGAUCCAAUUAACAAUCUCUCACACACACACACACACACACACACACACACAGACACACACACAUUACUGCAGACACAUAAAGCAACUCAUGCACCUCCUCCUCGGCUUUGAUCAAAAGAGGAAAAAAACUCCAGCUCAAUGCUCUCUGUCCACCAAAAGGCAGAAGUCUCACAUGGACAACUGAGCCAGCCGGACGUGCAAGGUGCGACACACUCACCAUUCCCUUUGAUGGAUUCAGCCCUUUGAGUUGCUAUGACAACCGAGGCGGCACAUGAAAUCGGACGUCCGCAUGACUCAAAGUGAAACAAAUGUCAAGCCAGACGUAUAUCUGGAUCAAUGUCAGUGCGCCCUCUUUGUCCCCCCCCCCCACCCCCCCUCUCCCGUCUCUCUGCUCUCUGGAGUUUUCCACCACUUCAGCAUGGUCGUGGACGUGUAGCGCAGAUACCUGGCAGGGACACGGGGUAGCAUGAGUCUGAUAGAGUGAUCCCUCAUGGGCUUUAAGUAACAUUCAGGUUAGAAUCUACGCAGGGAACUCAAUUAUCUUUUAUGAUUAUUUUUUACAUGUUGCUAUGUUUCCUUUAUGUUUGGUUUGUCAGCUUUGAAACCCAUUUCAUGAGGUUUUUUUUUUUUUAUACGUGUGAGGAAUCAGUGCUGCAAAGCCAUGAGAGAUUGAGCAUGAAGAUGUUAUAAUACUGUUUCUUAUUGUUAUUUUAUGGUUGUAAUAUUCUGAGGGUUGGGUUUUUUUUUUUUAAUUUCUGUAUCCUCCUGUUUUUUAUUGCCAAUUUGUUUUCGCUAAUUGUACUUUUUGGGAGCUUUGUUUACAAGCGCUUAUUUUUGUCUUUCUCUCCCUGUGUUCCAAAGUUUGUACAUUUGAGUGUGUAUUUGUUUACCGACUUGACUAGUUGAAGCUAUCCAGACUUUAGUCCCCUCUGCUCUCAGCCUUUGCAGCAGGGUCAGACAUCAAUUGUAAAAGGCAUCCAUUAAGACUAUUUCCAUCGCUGCUCUUUUAUUAUUAUCCAUAAUUCUGCCACCCCUGGAUGUCCCCCAACCUGUUUUCUUAUUGUUUUUUUUGUUGGAUUAUUGCAUGGAAAUAGAAUGAGAGUAGAAUUCAUAUUUAAAUCAGCAUCGCUGGAUUGUCAGAGCGGCAUGCAUUUUUAUGUGUAGUCGUCAUUGCGAUUGUUGUCGCAGGCUAACGCUCAUAUAAACUCACUGAGGUUAGGAUCUGCAGUAACAACCAAAUGAUCAGUGGAGUAGUCCAUUAGCAAUCCAUUACUUUUAAAAUAUUGCUGUAUUUCUCAUUUUCUUACAUAGCUCCUUAAGUCCCGAAAGGUAAUAAUUUUAUUUUGUCUACACAGGUUAUUAUUUCUUGCUGAUAAGAUAACUAACGUGAACCUGAGAUAAAAACUUGUUCCAACACCAUUAUAACUUCUUCCCACAGGAUAAUUACUUGUUCCCUUUGUUCCCACAAGAUAACAACUAGUUCCAACAAAAUAAUAACAACCUGUUCCCACAUGAUAAUUUGUUCCCACAAGAUAAAAACUUGUUCCCCUAUGACAACUUGUUCCCUCAAGAUAAUAACAACCUGCUUAUCUUGCAUGCACAAGAUAAUAACAUUUGAGCCCUUUUUGUUUUGUUUUGUUUUUAAAUCACCCUUAGGGACUUUAAGGGGGCUUUGUUGUUUCUUUUUUGGCCAAUAAUUGCAUAUUUGUGGAAACAUGUUGUACUGUAGCUGCCGCCAAAGAACGAGCGAGAGCUGCUGCUCACUUUGCAGCUGCUUAGCAGGCAGCUUUAAAGGCAGAGAAAAACAGCAUAGAUCAGCAUGUUUUCAGAUCAAACUCAGUGAAUUAAGGUUUAUUUUAACUAAACCAGAGCAGUUGGAACGGGGAAAAAACUAAGGCUAACAGAAACGGUUUUGUUGAGUUUUAUUAUGUUUCUAUCAAGAUCAAAUGAAGUGUGUUCUACCGUAAGUUAACAAGGCAGUUUAGCUAUUCUUAGUUCAGUGAAGCGGGAAACUUGGAUUGGUGUGCAGUUGUAUUUUUCGGUUUAAUAAGGAAAAUAGGUGUAAGAACUGGCGAUAAAGGAGUUCUCAAACUCGUGAGUGUGUCACAAUUUACGGCCCCAGUGACCACAAACAGUCCAAUGUCUUUUCUGUUCAUUGACAUACCAUAGCCCUGCCACAUCUGCCCCGUAUUCCUCCGGUCCUGACCAAUGCACCAUAUGGAUGUCUCCAAGGGAAAAUAGCACAGCGUAGAAAACUGGUUAAAUUAAUAAGCCUUUCAUUUGUGGCUCCCCCAGUUACUUUUUAGCGCAACUGUACAUAUUAUCCUAUUUUUGCCAUAGAUCUAGUUACUGUUACUUUUGUCUUUUUUACUUAUUAAUACAAAAUACAAAAUGAAUGUGCAAUAUUUAUACACAAAUUUUAAACCUAAGUUUGUAGGAAGGAAAGAAAACAAACUUACAACAGCCCCUCCAUAGUGUAUGAAUGUUUAGACCUGUUACUCAUACUGGAAAACCUUAACAAACACAAGCAUAGGUAAUACAGAAGAGAACGGUAGAGAGACACUGAUAGGAAAGUCUAGCUGUAGCCCAUGUGAAAAUACUGUACUAAACAAUACCAUGCUCUUUAAUAAGACUGUAAAGAGAUAAAGAUUUUAUAUUUGGCUUUUUAGAAAUUGCAUGAUAGAAAGUGUGCAACUGUACCAAAUCACUUGAAUAUACUGUAUAUUUGAGAGAGAGAGGAUGGCGCUCCAGUAAAACAGCUGAAGAAACUCCAGAUGAAUACACUCCUUAUUUAAUAGUGAGCAUAUAGCAUAAACUCAGCAGACCUCAUAGAGUGCAGAUUGCAGUUCUGUAUCUUCAAAUUGGUUUAUGUGUAUGACACUGUAUGUGCAAUGUAUAUAAAAAAAGGGUCUUUGAUUCUGUUAACUGCCAUUUGUUUGAACUCAUGCAUAACAUAAAUUAAUAACUGCAGGAUUUCAUAUAGGUGGUGAUAUUCUCUGAAUGGCUUCGGGCUCUCCUCUCUUUAAAAGGCAGGAGUUUCAGUCAGUGGUUCUUUUGUAAGGUGACAUAUUUUACCACAGCUGCCCCCUUAAAUGCUUUGCUUUGCUUGUACUGAAGGCAUUUAGCGUCAAUAAAGGUACAGUCAGGUACUCUUCUCUUAUUCAGAUCUCUACUAAAGGUUAUUUUAGCAUGUAAAAAAUAGACAGUACUAUCAUGACGAUGUGGGAAACUGCUCCUCCCUUCCAGUUUUUCAUUAUAACGGUUCUCUGGACAUUUUAGUGGAAAGUCAGUAGCUUUCUGUGCUGUUUGCUGCUUUUCCUCUGCCUGGCUAGAGGUGGCUAGUUGCCUUCUAACACACAUGAGCUGUCUUCAGGGGUUUUAAGAAUGUGAAGCACUCCCCUUGUUUCUUUAAGCAUACAACGCCGUUUCCUACUACGUCCAUUUGAGCGAACGGCAAAGAAGCGCUCCUGUUGUUUUCACUUGCAUUGUAAAUAUAUAACCUAUAUAGGUUGACAGGGAGGGGAUCAAUGAUUCAAGUUCAUUCAAACUACCAAUAAUUGUACAGAUGUAAAGACUCCUGUUGACAUAUUUAAUAAUCUUUGUUACUGACCAGUUUUUGGGGGUCUCCUCCUUGUUUUGUGUGGUUAAGUGGCCCUGUGAGCUGGGCUAUUGCAAGUGUCUCCUUCCUUAUUUAUUUGUGAUUUGGCCUUGAAAAUUAUGUAAUGAAAUAAAACAAAGUUUGUGUUGUAA
Messenger RNA from Plectropomus leopardus (leopard coralgrouper), 6292 nucleotides. RefSeq names its product acyl-CoA synthetase long chain family member 3b (gene acsl3b). Gene Ontology annotation, biological process: long-chain fatty-acyl-CoA metabolic process; neuron differentiation; long-chain fatty acid metabolic process. Lineage: Eukaryota; Metazoa; Chordata; Actinopteri; Perciformes; Serranidae. The record is from RefSeq and is a predicted model, not a curated record. Gene Ontology annotation, cellular component: plasma membrane; endoplasmic reticulum; lipid droplet. Gene Ontology annotation, molecular function: long-chain fatty acid-CoA ligase activity.